Messenger RNA from Sclerotinia trifoliorum, 797 nucleotides. Lineage: Eukaryota; Fungi; Ascomycota; Leotiomycetes; Helotiales; Sclerotiniaceae. The record is from the annotation of a GenBank genome assembly.
GCGAAAAUUCUCUCACUGGCCGGCUCUUCUGUCCUCGUACUUGACGUCAUCAAAAUUAAAGAUUUAGAUUGCACUUUCUGACAUCGAUCACGCCGUUUAUCAAGUAUGUUAAGGCUAAAAUUAUCUUGAAAAACGUGGGAAGAUGCAGUCAUACUACUCGCCAUAGACCGGUACACUGCAGCGGGGGAAGUCAAUGGGAGAUGGGACCCGGAGAGUAAAUCUUCAGAAAGCUCUCUGAACGGGGUUGCGGUUAUAAUAAAGGAUUGGCUAAUAUUCCUUCAUGAAGGAUCCUUUGGCUUAAACUCGGAUCGUCUGAAGACUGGGCCUGAAAAUAGUUUCACACUAGAAAAACUUUUUGACCCGACAGCUCUUCAACGGAGAUGGAGAGAUCUCACUUUCGAUCUCCAGUUGCAAAGUGCGGCUGCAGAUGUAUCAAAGGAUAUUAUUUUAUCACUAAAGACGGAGCUGGAGGAUCGGUUUAGCAUCAGAGUAUGUUAUAUCGCAGGCGACAAGUUGCCUGUAGGGAAGCGCGAAGGCAAAAACCGGCUGCUGGGGACCGUAGACAAUACUACGUGAGGUUUGCAAGUUGCUUCUGGACCGAUAAGACUCGGGAGCGCAAAAAAGAGCAAGAGAGGAAAGAGAAACGAAAUAUGAUUUAGCCUUACGUCAACAAUGGUUAUUCUCAACUCCUUUGAUGCAGUCUUGCAACAACCGAACAAUAGUGAGGAUGCCUAAGACCUGAAGAAGCUCAAGAGCACCACUGGGACCCCAUUCACUUCAAAGGGUGGCCUAUUCCA